UCCCCUUCCUCCCCAGCCUGGGGGGCGGGGCCGAGCCGAGAGCUCCCUUGACAGCCCGCCCGGGCCGGAGGGAAUGCCCUGCACCUUUGGGAAAGGGGGCCCUCGCCGCCGUCGCAGCAGCCGCAGCCGCAGCCGCAGGUUCGGGGCCGGAGCCCCCGGCGGCCCGGAGCCCUGGCCCUCCUCCAGCCCCGGAGGCAGAGGUGAGGGAGGGCGGGACGGCCCUGCCAUGUAGCUGCUGCGGACAGGUUCUCGGAGCCUGCGGAGCGAGCGCGCGCUCGGAGAUGGGCGCUUACUGGUCUGGCCCGGCUGACUCCGCUUCCAGAGACCCCUUUCGGUGUUCUGAAUGUCAGGAUCCCCUCACCAGCUGGUACUAUGAAAAGGAUGGGAAGCUCUACUGCCACAAGGACUACUGGAGGAAGUUUGGAGAGUUCUGCCAUGGCUGCUCACUGCUCAUGACCGGCCCCGUCAUGGUAGCUGGAGAAUAUAAGUAUCACCCAGAAUGCUUUGCCUGCAUGAGCUGCAAGGUGAUCAUUGAAGAUGGAGAUGCCUAUGCCCUGGUUCAGCAUUCCACUCUGUACUGUGGGAAGUGCCACAAUGAGGUGGUGCUCACGCCCAUGUUUGAGAGGCUGUCCACAGAGGCUGUCCAUGACCAGCUACCUUAUUCCGUUACACUCAUCUCCAUGCCAGCCACCACAGAAGGCCAGAGGGGCUUCUCAGUGGCCGUCGAGAGUGCCUGCUCUGACUAUGCCACCACAGUGCAAGUGAAAGAGGUCAGCCGGAUGCACAUCAGCCCCAACAUCCGAAAUGCCAUUCACCCUGGGGAUCGGAUCCUGGAGAUCAACGGGACCCCCGUGCGAACCCUGCGGGUGGAGGAGGUGGAGGACGUGAUCGGCAAGACAAGCCAGACCCUUCAGCUCUUGAUCGAGCAUGACCCUGUCUCCCAGCGUCUGGACCAUCUUCGCCUAGACGCCCGCCUUUCCCCUCACAUGAAGACUGUCAGGGCCCCCCAUGCCAUGAGCACCCUGGAGGUUAAGGAGAACCUGGACGGGACGCUGCGGAGGCGGUCUCUCAGGCGCAGUAACAGCAUUUCCAAGUCUCCAGGCCCCAGCUCCCCAAAGGAGCCUUUGCUGCUGAGCCGAGACAUCAGCCGCUCCGAGUCCCUGCGCUGCUCGAGCAGCUACUCUCAGCAGAUCUUCCGGCCCUGCGACCUGACCCACGGAGAGGUCCUGGGGAAAGGCUUCUUCGGCCAGGCCAUCAAGGUGACCCACAAGGCUACCGGCAAGGUCAUGGUCAUGAAGGAGUUAAUUCGGUGUGACGAGGAGACACAGAAGACUUUCCUUACGGAGGUCAAAGUCAUGAGGAGCCUGGACCACCCCAACGUGCUCAAGUUUAUUGGGGUCCUCUACAAGGACAGGAAGCUGAACCUGCUGACAGAAUACAUCGAGGGGGGCACCCUGAAGGACUUCCUGCGCAGCGUGGACCCGUUUCCCUGGCAACAGAAGGUCAGCUUUGCCAAAGGAAUUGCCUCCGGGAUGGCAUAUCUGCACUCCAUGUGCAUCAUUCACCGAGAUCUGAACUCCCACAACUGCCUCAUCAAGCUGGACAAGACGGUGGUGGUGGCUGAUUUUGGGCUCUCGAGGCUCAUCGUGGAGGAGAGGAAGAAGCCCACCCCGGAGAAGGCUUCCGCCAAGAAGCGCACCCUCCGCAAGAGUGACCGCAAGAAGCGCUACACCGUGGUGGGGAACCCUUACUGGAUGGCCCCCGAGAUGCUCAAUGGAAAGAGCUAUGACGAGACGGUGGACGUCUUCUCCUUUGGAAUAGUUCUCUGUGAGAUCAUUGGGCAGGUGUAUGCAGACCCUGACUGUCUCCCCCGCACACUGGACUUUGGCCUCAACGUGAAGCUUUUCUGGGAAAAGUUUGUGCCCACAGACUGUCCCCCGGCCUUCUUUCCCCUCGCUGCCAUCUGCUGCAAACUCGAGCCGGAAAGCAGACCCCCAUUCUCAAAACUGGAAGAUUCCUUUGAAGCACUUUCCCUUUACCUGGGAGAACUGGGGAUCCCCCUCCCCUCAGAGCUGGAAGAGCUGGACCACGACGUGAGCGCGCAGUACGGGCUGAGCCGAGAGCCCUUGUCCUAAGCUCUUCCCCGGGCCGCCAGCGGUGUGGACAGGAACGAGGCGCCCAGCCACCUGGAGGGCAUUAGGACAAGGCACUGCCCGUCUGGAGCCGUGGCACAGCCCUCUGCAAGUGGAAGAAGCCGUUCUCUGCUACCUCCUCCGGAGGAAACCGUGCCCGACACUACUGCUCAGGAGAUUCAUCUCUGGGGCACGCGGGGUGCCUCGUCCCCAUCUCCAAACGCAACCCUCCACUGCAAGCUGUGAAGCGACGCCCGGCUCCUCAGCCAGGGAGAAUCUGGGACUUUGGGAGUAGCUGGGGACGGGCCGUCCACACCCGCCCUGGGAAGAAUCCAGAGGGCUGGGAUUCCUCCCCUCCUGGGCAGAGGCCUGAAGCAGCCUCUCCCCCGAAGAGGCCUCAACUGGCCUCUGCCACCCUAGACGUGUGCGAGCAAAGCGUGCCUGUGGUGCCAGCUAGCAAGCCCCAGCCUGCCCCGCCGCCCCUCUGGGGAAGGGCCCAGGGACCACAGCAUCACUUCUCGGAACCUAGAACGUGCUUUACGGCAGGCAGCCAGAAGGGAGAGGGAACGAGGGUGGAUGGGCCCCAAGCUAGCGAGGGUGGACGUUCCCUGGUACUGGGCAUCUCCACUCCGGUGGGCACCCUCGCCCGGCUCAGCGGGGGGGCUCUAGUCGCCCCUCUUCUGAGGGAUGGGGGGGAGAAGAGCAGGGAGCCCCGAAGCCAGGCUGACCCGCCACCCCCUGCCCUUUUCCCAGCCAUCCUGGAGCGAGCCCAGACCCAGAAAGGAAUCCCGAGGAGCAGCCCCCAGACAGCUUCAUGUGGCUCUAAGCCCUCCCCAAGACGCAUAAAGGGGCGGCCGGGGGCUGUUCGCUUCUGUUGGCCCCAUUGACAGAAAUCUGUGAAAUAAUGUACGUAGUCUGAGGAAGGCUGGAGCUGCUUCUCAUCUCCAGACUCGAGUUUACUUUUUUCCCUACUGAGCUGGGUAGUACCAGCUGUGGCCUCCUCAGUGGCAGGAUGUGGCGGGCCUGACGGAGGAGGACCCUCGGGAGGUCCGGGACGGUCAGUCAGGUGAGAGGAAGCGGGCCGCAAGCAUCCUUCCCCUGGCAGGCCAAGAACCCAUGUUUGUGGUGGGUGUAAAGAGGGGAGCCCAUCCCGGCCAUGGGGCCAACUUAAUAAAUUAAGCAAUAAAUAGAGUUGAUGGAA
Molecule: messenger RNA, 3333 nt
Organism: Monodelphis domestica (gray short-tailed opossum)
Lineage: Eukaryota; Metazoa; Chordata; Mammalia; Didelphimorphia; Didelphidae
Gene: LIMK2
Product: LIM domain kinase 2
Biological process (GO): actin cytoskeleton organization; protein phosphorylation
Cellular component (GO): cytoplasm; nucleus
Molecular function (GO): protein binding; protein serine/threonine kinase activity; ATP binding
Source: RefSeq, a predicted model, not a curated record